GGAGCAGACCAUCCAGAUGUGUGUUCCUGGGUCCCAUCCGCAAAGUGCUUAAGACCUUCCUGCUUGUGUCCAUGGUCAGACACUAUGGGGGGGAUUUGAGCCACUAGAGAGAGAGAGGGAGGGAGAGGUCGCCACGAUUAAAUCCCGGAUAACAUCCUCUUGCCAGAUCUUGUAAGACAUAAGGAGGACUUUCUCGAUUGGUUACCGGCUUCUGCAUCACAGAUCUGUGUAAAUCAUGUGGGCACGCUAGAAAAGGGAACCCGGUUGACGUUUAGUUUCAGAAGAGUUGGUUCUUGUGCAGGACAGAAGGUGCAGGAGCGGGUAGAUUUCAUUAUCGACAAUGAAGAAGAUGGCGCGGUUUUUUCAAUUGGUGUUGCUUCUAUUCGUUGGUCUAAGGGUUGAAGCCGACGGGUCAGAUCAUAAGUAUAUAGAGAAAGAAGAUGUUCCUUUGUAUGUCAACAAAGUAGGCCCUUUUCAUAACCCAAGCGAAACAUACCGCUAUUAUGACCUGCCAUUCUGUAUACCAGAUCAUGUCAAUGAGAAAAAGGAAGAUCUUGGUGAAGUUCUGAAUGGCGAUCGCUUAGUUGAUGCACCAUAUCAGCUGAACUUUCAGGUUGACAAAGAGUCAGAAGUCCUUUGUAAGAAGAAGUUGACAAAAGAAGAUGUAGCCAAGUUUAAGAAUGCUGUCCUAAAGGACUACUACUUCCAGAUGUACUAUGACGAUUUGCCUAUUUGGGGUUUCAUAGGGAAGGUAGACAGAGAGGACAAAGAUGACCCAAGCGAGUUUAAGUAUUUACUCUAUAAACAUAUCCAUUUUGACAUUUCCUACAACAAAGAUCGUGUCAUAGAGAUUAAUGUUCAGACUGACGCCAAUUUGGCUGUUGACAUAUCAGAGGAAAAAGAAAUGGAAGUAGAUUUCUUAUACUCAGUGAAGUGGAAAGAGACUGAUAUCCCUUUCGAGAAAAGAAUGGACAAGUAUUCAAAGUCAUCUUCAGCACCUCAACACUUGGAAAUUCAUUGGUUCUCUAUAAUAAAUUCAUGUGUCACAGUUCUUCUCCUAACUGGAUUCCUUGCAACUAUUCUCAUGCGUGUGCUUAAGAAUGAUUUUAUCAAAUACUCUCAUGAUGAGGAGUCAGCUGAUGACCAAGAAGAAACUGGGUGGAAAUAUAUCCAUGGGGAUGUAUUCCGAUACCCCAAGCACAAGUCAUUAUUUGCUGCAGUUGUUGGAUCAGGAACUCAGCUGUUCACUCUGACAAUAUUUAUCUUUAUCCUUUCACUAGUUGGGGUAUUUUAUCCAUACAACCGAGGUGCAUUAUUUACUGCAUUAGUUGUUAUAUAUGCGCUUACCUCUGGAAUCGCUGGUUACACAGCAACCUCCACUUACUUGCAGCUGGAAGGAACAAACUGGGUAAGAAAUUUGUUGCUGACUGGAUGUCUAUUCUGUGGACCCCUCUUCUUAACAUUUUGUUUCCUUAACACUGUGGCUAUCGUAUAUAGUGCAACUGCAGCUUUACCAGUUGGCACAAUCCUGGUGAUUCUUCUUAUAUGGGCACUGGUGACAUCUCCAUUGCUUGUAUUGGGAGGGAUUGCUGGUAAGAACAGCAAAACUGAGUUCCAAGCUCCUUGUCGUACAAAGAAAUACCCAAGAGAGAUACCUCCAUUACCAUGGUACAGAGGAACCAUCCCUCAGAUGGCUAUGGCUGGGUUUCUUCCUUUCAGUGCAAUCUACAUUGAGCUCUACUACAUAUUUGCAAGUGUAUGGGGUCACAAAAUCUAUACCAUUUACAGCAUCCUAUUUAUAGUCUUUAUCAUCCUCAUAAUCGUUACUGCCUUCAUCACAGUCGCACUGACUUACUUCCAGCUUGCAGUGGAGGACCACGAAUGGUGGUGGAGAUCUGUUGUUUGUGGAGGUUCUACUGGAGUAUUUAUCUUUGGCUAUUGCAUCUACUACUAUCAUGCAAGAUCAGAUAUGUCUGGUUUUAUGCAGACAUCUUUUUUCUUUGGCUAUAUGGCCUGUAUAUGCUAUGGGUUCUUCCUGAUGUUGGGCACCGUUGGUUUCCGUGCAUCAUUACUGUUUGUUCGCCACAUAUAUAGAUCAAUCAAAUGCGAAUGAGUGCUUCAUCAAGUCUGUAUCAGCGUAACCCACCUUGCUGUGGGCAUUAGCCAUGAAGAGCUUCAUAACUAUGCAACGACAGAGCCUUUCAGUCUCGUAUACUAGUUUGACAAAUUGUAGAAAAAAGACUUGGCUAUUGACUUAAGUUUUGUUAUCUUGAUACCUCUAUUCAUGCCAUUAUGCAAUUGUUUUAAUUCUAAUCGUAUUUAUUCCACUUAA
Nymphaea colorata (pocket water lily) is the source of this 2332-nucleotide messenger RNA. Its product is annotated as transmembrane 9 superfamily member 3-like. The coding region runs from base 341 to 2113 and encodes 590 amino acids. The record is from RefSeq and is a predicted model, not a curated record. Gene Ontology annotation, biological process: protein localization to membrane. Gene Ontology annotation, cellular component: membrane. Lineage: Eukaryota; Viridiplantae; Streptophyta; Magnoliopsida; Nymphaeales; Nymphaeaceae. The transcript has 8 exons.